AUGGGCAUCUACCAUUUCUGGAACGUCGUCAACGAGGCAGGCAGGGAGAGGUCGCUGGCUCAAUGGGCUGCAAAGCACCUCAAGGAACACGGGCGACCGCUACGAAUAGCCAUUGACGAGGCCCAUUGGAGAUUCAAGAAUAUCACUGAUGCCAAGGAGGCCGAGAUCCAGGAGAAAAGUCCUGGCUCCCACCCUCGGGAGACGGCCAUACUCGAGCGUACUCUGCCGCUGUUGCGUUUGGGUAUCCAGCUGCUUUUCGUUUUUGACGGCGAAAGGAGACCGGAGAUGAAGAAGGGCUCAAAGCGAUAUUUUCAACGCGAGGCAACCACGGCGCUCCUCAAAGGUAUGCUUGAUCAUAUUUAUGUGCCAUGGCACCAGGCCCCAGGAGAGGCCGAGGCCGAGUGUGCACUACUGCAGCAAAAGGGAUUGGUCGACGCCGUUUGGUCCGAAGAUAGCGACUCUUUCAUGUUCGGCUGCACCCUUCUCAUCAAAGACCUGCGCAACGGCAAGAACCAGAAGCUAAAAGAAGAGACCCAAUCAUUCGAUAUGAAGGAUAUCAGAAAAACAGGUCUUUUCAACAAGAAGAGCAUUACACUCUUCGGAAUGCUAACUGGAUGUGACUACGACUCUGCGGGGCUCAGGGGCUGUGGUGAGGCCAUGGCUCGCCAGUUGGCCAAGAAAGGGGGACUCGUCGAGGGGUUCUGGCGAAUCCAAACAGAGGCCGAUGCGGCUGGUUGGCGGAUGCUUCUCGAGGAGGAGAUAGAAAUGAUCACUUCGGGAUCAAAUCUGAGCUUCAACAAGCAGAGAUCCGACAUCAGAAGCUUUCCCGCCCUCCAGGCCUUGAGAAAUUGCCGGAAUCCCGUUAUCUCUGAUGCAGCAACUCUCGAUAGUCUUCCGUUUUUACAGGGCGAAUGGUACGGGACGCACACGACUGAGAACUUGAAGGUGACGAUUCCAUGGAUGCAAGCACAUUUCUUCAGUCGGAAGGCUACCAUUUGGUGGGUGGAGCAAUUCGUCCCCGUGACGAUCAACCAGAGAUUCCUGAAGAAUGAUUCCAAGAGUUCGACCCGUGCCAAGUGUUUCCUGGUAUUGAGGGGGCUAUCCUUGUCUUGGAGGGAGUUCAUCUUCUGA
Colletotrichum graminicola M1.001 is the source of this 1131-nucleotide messenger RNA. RefSeq lists its product as uncharacterized. Lineage: Eukaryota; Fungi; Ascomycota; Sordariomycetes; Glomerellales; Glomerellaceae. Gene Ontology annotation, molecular function: 5'-flap endonuclease activity. The coding region runs from base 1 to 1131 and encodes 376 amino acids. The transcript has 4 exons. The record is from RefSeq and is a predicted model, not a curated record.